UAAUUUUCUUUCAUACUGAUGAAUAUAGAGAACCUGUCGAGAAGAUUUUGUUGUUACGUGAGCUUUCACUUUUCCUCAUGUUAUUGGGUUUUUCGGACAGUAGUUAAUAAGUUUGUUUGCCUGUCUGACCCUCCAAGAUUGAAGAUCGAAGAUUGAGAAAUAUCAUGGAAGAAGACAAGCUGGACUACCUACUGGUUCCACUGGGGCUACUGCUGCUUGCUGCCUAUCACGUUUGGCUUCUAUUUACCGUUCUCAAGCAUCCUACAAGAACUGUCAUCGGCUUAAAUGCUGAGUCUCGUCACCAAUGGGUUUUCGCCAUGAUGACUGAUCCCUUGAAAAAUGGUGUUUUGGCAGUACAAACAAUACGCAACAACAUAAUGGCAUCUACACUUUUGGCAACAAUAGCAAUCACUCUUAGUUCACUGAUUAGUGUUUUUGUUAGCAGCAGCUCAGAUUCUGGCAAUGCAACUCUACAAAUAGUUUAUGGCAAUAAGAGUCCUCUACUCUCUUCAAUCAAGUAUUUUUCCAUCUUGCUGUGUUUCCUUGUUGCCUUUCUUUGCAAUGUGCAGUCUAUUAGAUACUAUGCCCAUGUAAGCUUCUUGGCUACUCUCCCUUCAUCAAGAGACAAUAUGGAAACUGUUGAGUAUGUUGCAAGAAACUUAAAUAGAGGAAGUUAUUUCUGGUCGCUUGGACUUCGAGCCUUUUACUUAUCCUUCCCUCUAUUGCUUUGGAUCUUUGGGCCCAUACCCAUGUUUUUGUGCUGCUGCAUGAUGUCUUUUCUUCUCUAUUUCUUGGACACAACAAGCAAUUUCACACGUGAUCUUCACCGUCGCUCAUUCAAAGAGGACAUGUUGAAAGGUGUUGAUCUGGAAUCGACUGGUCCAUUAUCGGAGAAAAUUCCUUUUGGAGUAUCCAACCUUUAUUGCCCUCUACUACAUGCUGACACCAAUUUUUCGUGAAUCUCAAAUCUCCCUAAUCAAGAGUGUAGAAGAUGCCUACUCCACGAUUUAAUGGUAAUUCUUCAGGAUCUAUCAAAGUAGACAUACUAUUAGUUUUUGGUAGAACUAGAGUUCUUGAAGAUUGAUUCAAACCGUAGUCACUAAGGUGGUAUUUAGGAUUGUUAAUACCACAUUAGAAAAUCAGUAGUUCCAAAAGUUAAUGUUGAAUUGGUUUGAUUCUUUGAUGAGGAUGGGAGCUCUACGAAAGUCGAGGUUCCUCCUACAUCAUCAGCAGCACAGGAGCACAUUAUUUUGCUUCAAAAUAUUCCUAGCUUGAAAUAUUAUUACCUGAGUACCUCCAUUUCUAGAUGGGGUUGUAGUUGUUGUUUGCUA
This is a messenger RNA of Theobroma cacao (cacao), 1331 nucleotides long. Its product is annotated as transmembrane protein, putative (Protein of unknown function, DUF599). NCBI's taxonomy places the organism in Eukaryota, Viridiplantae, Streptophyta, Magnoliopsida, Malvales, Malvaceae. The record is from RefSeq and is a predicted model, not a curated record.